Molecule: messenger RNA, 1515 nt
Organism: Leucoraja erinaceus (little skate)
Lineage: Eukaryota; Metazoa; Chordata; Chondrichthyes; Rajiformes; Rajidae
Gene: larp6b
Product: La ribonucleoprotein 6, translational regulator b
Exons: 4
Coding region: 1-1446 (481 amino acids)
Biological process (GO): RNA processing
Cellular component (GO): nucleus
Molecular function (GO): mRNA binding
Source: RefSeq, a predicted model, not a curated record
AUGAAGGUUUUUGCCAUGUCUUUGGAUUCCUCAGUUCCUUUAGUUUCACCCGAGUGCAGUUUGCCAAUGCAAGUCAAUGGGGAAGCACUGAGCUUUCGGAAGAGAACCAACAGUGAGGAGAUUGAAGAGCUCCAAUGCAAUGGUAACCAACGGAAUUCUUAUGACCCAAGUGAUACCAAUGAUGAUUGCAUAGAAUCUAAUAAAUGGAUUCCCCCUGACUCUGACAAGAUUCAACAAAUAAUAUCACAGGUUGAAUUUUACCUGUCUGAUGAAAAUUUGGCAUCCGAUUGUUUUCUGCUAAAGCACAUGAAGAGGAAUAAAUUGGGCUACAUCAGCAUCAAACUUCUCACCUCUUUCAAAAAGAUUAAGAUCUUAACAAAGGAUUGGAAGGUAACAGCUUAUGCUCUUAGUUAUUCCAAUUUGCUGGAAAUAAAUCAAGAAGGGACAAAAGUUCGGCGACGAAACCCAGUUCCGGAAUCCCUCCUGAAGCUACCAUCAAGUAAACGCAUAUUGGCGUGGAACUUUCGCAAGGAUUCUCCAGAGGAUGGUGGUGAAAAACAUGCUCAAAUAAAUGACAUGGAGAUGGCAAUGAAAACUUUUUCUAUUUAUGGCUCUAUCAGUUCAAUCCGCCUCUUGCAGCCAGGUAAGGAAAUUCCUACUGAAUUGAAAAAAUGUACAUUGAAAUACCCAGAGGUUGGGACCAAAGUUUGUGUUUUGAUUGAAUAUGAGAAUCAUGAAGGAGCCAGAAAGGCGUAUGAAGAACUUGGCAAAAGGCACAACUAUAACUGUGAGAGUAUAAAGGUUGUCGUGCUGACAGGGAAAGGUGCCAAAAAAAUCAGUGAUCUAGACGCAAAAGAAUUGGAGGAUUUAAAAUCAAAUUAUAAAAAGCCUUCAAGACGACCAACAAAAAGAGAGCAAUUUCAAUCUGCAAUGGAAGAGUCUUUGUACAGUUCUUCAGAAUCUGAUGGUGCCACACCACCUGUCUUUGUCCAAAGGUAUCUGCAGCACCAAAUCUGUGAUGUCCAUGACGGCAAUAGUCAAAAGCUGAAUCCAUGCAUGGCCUCAAGGUCUCAUUCAUGGAGUGACCAUUACAGCCCAUCUAUUCCACAUAGGGGGUUAGUUUAUCAUAAUCCAUCACCCCUAACAGAUUUAGGACAAGGGCUUUGGCCAAAUUCAUGUACAAAUCCAGAGCUAACCAAAAAAUUCCAUGACUGCUCAUUUGAUAGUGGGAAUUGUUCAGGAAGUCCCUGGGUGCAACGACGCAGGCUAGCUGCUUGUAAAUCUGUCUCUUUAGAGGUCAGUCAGGCCACGUGUAGGCAGUCAGGAAGGAAGUCUCAUUGUGCUACAGGCCUUCCGCCUGGAUUGAUCCGUCUUCCCUUUGGCCCAGAUGGUACAAAGGGCUUUCAUAAUAGCAUUGGAAGAGGGAGAAUAAUUCUAAGACACUGAUGUGUAUUUGAAGUUAACGUACAAGGGUGACUUGAGGCCAAGGCUCAAUCGGUAAUGGCCACAUAUGCC